AUGUCGCUGUCUUCCCGAAAAAAGCUCCUUCUUAUGGGCCGUUCCGGCUCUGGAAAGUCGUCAAUGCGUUCCAUCAUUUUCUCCAACUACUCCGCUUUUGACACCAGGCGUUUAGGUGCCACUAUCGAUGUGGAACACUCUCACCUUAGGUUCUUGGGUAACAUGACGCUUAAUUUGUGGGAUUGUGGAGGACAAGACGUGUUCAUGGAUAACUACUUCACGACACAGAAAGACCACAUUUUCAAAAUGGUGCAAGUGCUUAUACAUGUGUUCGACGUGGAGCUGAAGCUGAUUAACAAGGACAUUGAUAUCUUUGUCAAGUCGCUUACGAAUUUGCAGAAGUUCAGCCCUGACGCCAAAAUCUUUGUUUUGCUUCAUAAAAUGGACUUGGUCCAGAUCGACAAGAGAGAGGAGUUGUUUGUGAUUAUGAUGGACAAGCUCCAAAAAAUCUCGAACCCGUACCAGUUCAAGCUCGUGGGGUUCCCCACCUCCAUUUGGGACGAAUCCUUAUACAAAGCCUGGUCGCUGAUUGUGUGCCUGUUGUUCCCCAAUAUGGAUCUCUUCCACUCCAACUUGUUGCGGUUCAAUGAGGUGUUGGACGCUGAAGAGAUUAUUCUUUUCGAGAAAACAACGUUUUUGGUCAUAUCGUCGACGGCAUCGAUUCAGCGACAAACGCAGCGCUCCGGGCCUCUCAGUGGCUCCGUCGAUUCCUUGGAUCCCAAGCGGUUCGAGAAAAUCUCCAAUAUCAUUAAAACAUACAAGCAGCUGAUCACCAAAUUGAGAACAAGCUUCAACAACCUCGUCAUUCGCGGUUCUAAUGGCACAAGCUUCUAUGUGGACGUGCUUACAGAUAAUUUAUUCAUUAUGAUUGUGCUUAAGGACCGUGUGGCUGAACAGAGCUACGUCAAUGCACGCGAGGAUCUUGUUAUUCUUGAAAAUAUCAAGGCUGCCCGCCGUUGGUUUGAGAAGAUUGAGAAUACGAAGUAG
Candidozyma duobushaemuli is the source of this 987-nucleotide messenger RNA. RefSeq names its product Rag GTPase (gene GTR1). NCBI's taxonomy places the organism in Eukaryota, Fungi, Ascomycota, Pichiomycetes, Serinales, Metschnikowiaceae. The record is from RefSeq and is a predicted model, not a curated record. Gene Ontology annotation, biological process: cellular response to amino acid stimulus; regulation of autophagy; cellular response to starvation. Gene Ontology annotation, cellular component: fungal-type vacuole membrane; nucleus; Gtr1-Gtr2 GTPase complex. Gene Ontology annotation, molecular function: GTPase activity; GTP binding. The coding region runs from base 1 to 987 and encodes 328 amino acids. The transcript has a single exon.